This is a messenger RNA of Coregonus clupeaformis (lake whitefish), 2232 nucleotides long. Its product is annotated as arf-GAP with dual PH domain-containing protein 1. The coding region runs from base 307 to 1476 and encodes 389 amino acids. Gene Ontology annotation, molecular function: phosphatidylinositol bisphosphate binding; GTPase activator activity. Lineage: Eukaryota; Metazoa; Chordata; Actinopteri; Salmoniformes; Salmonidae. Gene Ontology annotation, cellular component: plasma membrane; intracellular membrane-bounded organelle. Gene Ontology annotation, biological process: positive regulation of GTPase activity. The record is from RefSeq and is a predicted model, not a curated record. The transcript is spliced from 10 exons.
GAGGUCUCACUGCCACUGCAGAAGAAUGAGUUGGGGGAGAAGGAGGGGAUGACAGACUUGAGAAAAUGCAGUCAGCAAGACUUCGUAAUAGAGCUGUAGUCUACGAGAGAGAGACUUGUCAAACCUUCAAAUAAUCUCAUCCAAGCGGAUUUAUAAUAAGCUAUUCAUUUGCUUUUUUUGGUCAAAACCAGGAUCAUUUUUUCCGCAUUUCGAGUAGCCUACAAGGUCACAAUUGUAUUUUUGCUUUAUCCCAGUGAACGUGCUUUGUAUUGGAAGUCUUUCGGAUUGGGUGGAGAUCAAACCGUGAUGGCCUCGGAGUCGGAGAGGAAUAAACGGCUCUUGCAAGAUGUCCUGGCCAAACCUGGAAACGAUGUAUGUGCGGACUGCGGCAAUGCAGAGCCAGACUGGGCGUCAGUGACUCUGGGUGUGUUUGUGUGCCAGGGCUGUUCCCUCCUCCACAGAGGCGUCCCCCACAUCAGCAGGGUCAAGUCUGUCCAGCAGGAGACAUGGGACGCCUCAGAGGUCGAGCUAAUGGCUGCUAUGGGUAAUGAAGCAGCCAAAGCCAAGUACGAACAGAAGGUUCCAGCAUUCUACUACAGACCCAAACACACAGACUGCAAGCUGCUGCGGGAGCAGUGGAUCCGAGCCAGGUACGAGAGGAACGAGUUUGAGUUCAUCGAGAAACAGGAGCCGUACUCUGCAGGGUACAGAGAGGGGUUUCUAUGGAAACGGGGGCGGGACAACGGUCAGUUCUUCAGCCGGAAAUUCAUCCUGUCAGAACGAGAGGGGGCGCUCAAGUAUUUCAACAAGCAGGACUUUGUGUAUCUCCCACAGGCACGGGACCCCAAGGCGGUGAUGAAAAUCGAGACUCUCAAUGCCACGUUCCAGCCGGCUAAGAUAGGCAACCCCUACGGCCUGCAGAUCACCUACCUGAGAGACAACAGCACCAGGAACAUCUUUGUCUACCACAACGACUCUAAGGAAAUGGUGGACUGGUUCAACGCUAUCAGAGCUGCCAGGUUUCAUUACCUUCAGGUGGCCUUCCCUGGAGCCAGUGAUGAGGAGCUGGUGCCCAAACUGACGCGUAGCUUCAUGAAGGAGGGCUUCAUGGAGAAGACAGGCCCAAAGCACACAGAGGGCUUUAAGAAGAGGUGGUUCACCAUGGACGACAGGAGACUCAUGUACUUCAAAGAUCCUCUGGAUGCCUAUGCAAGGGGAGAGGUGUUCAUUGGCAGUAAAGAGAACAGCUACACGGUGCUCCCAGGCCUUCCCCCCUCAACCCAGGGCUACCACUGGAACCAUGGCAUCACCAUAGUAACACCAGACAGGAAGUUCCUGUUUGCCUGCGAGACAGAGGCGGAGCAGAAGGACUGGAUCGCUGCCUUCCAGAGGGUCAUCAACAGACCCAUGAGACCACAGGAGUACGCAGCAAAAUCAAUGACGAGACCUUCAUGCUGCCAGUCUCUGCAUGAUUGAAGAAGGCAAUGGAGCUCCGCCGGAUCUUUUAAAAAAUGGCGGGUGGGGAAGCGAAAGCUACUGUGUCAUAGUGAAAGGGGGAGAUAUGUCAUGUGGGAAAACUGCUUUCUUCACCCGAUUUGUCCAAUUUAUCACCUCUAAAAUGUAAAUAAAACACUAUCUCGUUACAUACCUAUUUGAAGGUUUGUGUCGAAUUUUAAAAGGGUUUUUAGGGCGGCGCUAAAUGUAUCUUCACAAUUAAACUGUGGUUGUCACGGUCUUUCAGAGUCAUGUUGGCUCGCAGUGAUUACGCAAAGAAAAAAUACAAUUGAUUGAAUUAACUAUUGAUGAACUCAAGAGUAAUUAACUUUACGAUCACCAUUACACUCACCAUUGAUCAUUUCUUGUUUUUAAUCUGCGAGAGAAGCGCUACACCUGGUGGAAAGAGGCUGUAAGGCACAGAAUCAGUUUCAUAAUGGGUGCCGUACGUUACGUCGUGACACAUCACAAUUUAACGUACAGCGUCACAGGGGUCAGUUUUUCAACUUUUCUCCAAUACUAUGGGCUAUUACCAUAUCAAUCAACGCUUGAAUAGAAACGUAGUUAACACCCCAGAUUUUGAUGCCAACACAGUCGCUACAGUCCCAUUAGUUUUCAUUGCAGCCUUGUUUGAAUGCCGCGGUUGCGCAAAUGUGUACGGAUUGGGGUUAGUCACCGUUACUUUUGGGUGUCAGGGAAAAUGUAUGGAGUAAAAAGUACAUUAUUUUCUUUAGGAUU